AUGUCGUUUCUUACACUGGCUUCACGAAUAAGUCUUGAAGUUUAUCCACGUAAAGCUGAAUUUAUGGCCUUCGGUGGAGCAACCAAACAUGUUCUGGUCAACAAAGGUUACACACGUAUUGCUGUCAAAGUGAAAUGUAGCAACAAUAAACUGUACAAAGUAUCACCUGUUUAUUCAUUUAUUGAUCCUGGAGCUUCCCAGGAUCUUGAGAUUCUGCGUAACGAAGGUGAAGCGAGAAUUGACAAGCUAGUUUUAGUCUACAAACGAGCACUUCCAGAUGAUCAAGACCCAAAAGCAACCUUUACAUCUGUUACAGGCUGUCACAAAAUUGUUUUACCUCUGAUUGUUCUUUCUUAG
Molecule: messenger RNA, 357 nt
Organism: Enterobius vermicularis (human pinworm)
Lineage: Eukaryota; Metazoa; Nematoda; Chromadorea; Rhabditida; Oxyuridae
Source: the annotation of a GenBank genome assembly